AUGGAGAGCUACACAUUUGAGCAAAACCUUGAGUUGUGCCACUUCUGUGAGGCCAGCCAGCAGCUCAUGGAGAGAGAGGAGCAUCUGUUUGGAGAAGCAGACACAUUUAAACAUCACGAGGAAGAAGCAAGCAAGCUGGCUGCAGAUUACAUGAGGCUGAAGGACCUCGUGCAGCAGACUGUAAUGCAGAGCCUGACUGGCAGCACAGCUGAGGCUCUGACAUCUGCUGUCAAGGCCAUCUGCCAGGAGGACAAGCGGGAUGAGCUGUGGAAACAGAGAGGUCACCCAUGGCCAGUCUGGAGGCCCUGCAAAUGGAAGGAGCUCCACAUCUCUGCGCUCUCUAGCUUGGUGAUGGAGCGCAUGGACAAGCCCUCGCCGCUCCCUGCUGUCAAGGAGGCGGUCCAGUCGUCUCUCCAGGUAGACGUCAACAGCAUGGGCAAGCAGCUGAAGGACGAUAUGCUGCUGGUGGUGGAGGACGUGAAGAGCUGCUACCCACCAGAGAUGGACAUCUGUAACUGUUACGCCAAGUUGUAUCACAAAACCUUCGGCACCAAACUCCAAAGGAUUACAGACUUCGGUCUGGAUGACAAGGACUGUUGCUUCCUCCUGCGCUGGGUGAACGAGUAUUAUCCACUAAUCCUUCAAAACCAGCAGCUGGCCACUGAGAUCGAUAUGGAAGCGUUGGGAGGGCUGCUGCCUGCAGAGAUACUAACACUUCUGGAGGACCAGUACCUGAACACACAACAGGUUGAGCUGGAGACUUACAUCGGCCGUGUCCUGGAGGAAACAGAGGAAAAGUGGAAGAAAGGAGAGGAACCAAAAAAAGAGGACGGCUGCUUCAUCAGUACUGUUGCUCAAGACAUUGUUCAGAUCACCAAUGGUAUGGUGACGUCAGCUGAAAAAGUGGUGCUAGAACUGGACAAGGCCAAGAGAAUAACAAGCCAACUGCAUGUUUUGAUGCAAAGGUUCAGCACCUUCCAAGAUAAUGUGAUAAAGCAGGACAGAGCAAACAGCAAGGCGAUUGUCAAGGCGAAUCUCCACUGCAUCAACCAGUUCGAGGACUUCCUUUUUAAAAGGAGCCAGCUGUUCCCAGAGCCUGUGCAGAAAAAAUGUUUGAGUAUCCUGGCUCACAUGAGAGAGUCUGCGCACGAGUACUUAUUAAGGAAUGUGCAUGCUUUCCUCCUG
Molecule: messenger RNA, 1185 nt
Organism: Monopterus albus (swamp eel)
Lineage: Eukaryota; Metazoa; Chordata; Actinopteri; Synbranchiformes; Synbranchidae
Product: tumor necrosis factor alpha-induced protein 2-like
Exons: 7
Biological process (GO): exocyst localization; exocytosis
Cellular component (GO): exocyst
Molecular function (GO): SNARE binding
Source: RefSeq, a predicted model, not a curated record